UUUUGUAAAGGAAAAGUUGAAAAAUAUGCAGGUAAAUUAAAUAAAUUUUUGAUAAAUUAAUUUUUUGUUUCAACAAAAUCAAAUUAGCACAUGCAUUUAUUGAUAUUGCAAUAUUUAACAAUCACAUGUUGAGGAAGUAACAGAGUUCUCGUUUUUUCUUUAUUGUAAUUCGAGAUUUCUGCAUUAGCGUGAUUGACUCUAAAAUACUGUUAAGAACUUUCUGACACAACAUCUUUUUGCUUCCCCGAUUUAAAAAUGAUUUCUAAAUUGGAAAAUAAGCAAGAAAUAACAGGAAGUAAUAAGUAUUCUAUACUAAUUAGACUACAUAAGUCUUUUUUGUAGAAAAACAAAGAUUUUUCCUAAAAAUUGGGCAUAAUUUAUUAAAUAUGCAAUAUUAAAAUAUGUUUAUACAAUUAAGAAUAAACUAAAUAUAGUUUAAUUGGUACAAUAUCAAACUCAAUUACAAAUUUUUACUAAUUAUUAUCAAAGAACAUUUGUCAAUAAAAUAUGAUAACGCUUAAAAAAACGAGAUACAUUCGGAACGUAUUUCUAUGAUGCUUAUGAAAAGAUCUAAUAACAUGUAUAAUAAUAUUUUAUAUGAUCAUAUAAAAUUACAUAUGUUGUUAGAUCUUUUCAUAACUAAUUAUAUAUAUUUAUAUCUGACCAAUUAUACCAUUUUUUUCUCGGGUAGGGAAGUGUCACAAGUGUUCGGCGCCGAUUUAAUUCUUCUUGAAAUAUGUUAUAAAACUUACAAUUUUAGAUUACAGAUAUUUUUUAUCGGACACGUGUGAGCAUUCCCUUAGAUAAUACGUGUAAAAUAAAAUAAGCAUCACAUCUAAUCAGACACUUUCCUUCUCCGCUCGGAGUCAUUGGACAAAUCCCUACUCGGUGCUCCAGUAUAGAUAGAGAUCCUUGAACUUUAUAACAUACUGGAAUGAGCUUUGAAGGAGUGGGAAUGGUUUCAUUGUCGAAAAAACUGUUUAAUAUUGCCGGGGCGGAGGGGGGGGGGAGGCAUUUGUCUCAUCCCCACCAAUACACGGUAUAAAUGAGGACUGAGGACAAACAUCUCUGGCAGACGGCGCGAUUUUUAGUUAGUUGAUCUAUUUAUUGCGGAGAUUAUUGCAAAGAGUGUUGUGUUAUCAGGUGUCCAUUUUUAUCGCCAAUUACGCGGUGGUGGUUACGCGCUAAAGUUGCGUUUUCACGGGUCGCAUAUACGAGGUGUCUUCUCGGUAAAGUCUUUGUGUUCUUCUUAUUUUUACGAUGACGGAUCCACGGAGCUGUCGUGAUUGCGUCUCUCGUAAACUGACAAUUGAAGAAAAGGAAUAUGCAGCAGCGAAUUUGAACGAGACCGAUGAGAACAGAGAAAAGGCCAUCACGCACAUUAGACACUGGAUUCAGGAGAAUGAUGAUUUAUGCGCUCGCACCGAUGACUUCUUUAUUUUGCGGUUUUUGAGAGUUUGCAAGUUUGAUAUCGAAAAAACCAAAACGAGGAUACGAAAUUAUUAUAAACAACGAUUCGAUCUGCCGGAAUGGUUUGCGAACAAGGAUCCCCUUAGGCCAGAAUUGCAGGAUCUGCUCGACGAAGGAUUAUUUUUACCUUUACGAAAGUUGGACGAUCAGAAAAGGAUGGUUAUCUUCUCGCGUGUCGGUCGGCAAAAUCCAUCCACACAGAAAUUAUCAGAUUUCAUUAAGAUCUGUAACAUGACAAUGGAAGUGUUUGCGAGGAAUCAUGUUGAAGGAUCCAUAUAUGGUUACGUCGCAUAUACAGAUUUCGAUCUUGUGCAUAUGGGUCACAUCAGUCAAAUGCGUCCCAAUAUUAUAAGGAAUUUCAUCUACACAUGGCAAGAUUGCUUUCCGCUGGAAAUCCAGUCAAUAAAUUUUAUCAACACACCGGCGUGUGCUCAUGCAGUUCUGCGGAUUGUGAAAUAUUUUCUGAACGAGAAUUUGAGGCAGAAAGUACACACUUAUACGAAAAAAAUGAUGCAAAAUUGUUUCAAUGAUAUUCCGGCUGAUAUCUUGCCGGUCGAAUAUGGCGGUACUGGUGGUACAAUCGUAGAAUUAAAAGAAUAUUGGAAGAAAGUGCUCGGAGAGAAUCGCGAUUGGAUUAUUGAUGAUGAAAAGUACAAGCUAGUGUCAAAGGAAAAGUAGCCCGAGAUAUGUCCGAAUUAAUCUCACGCACACAUAGUGAUAAUUGCCGAUUGCAUGAAAUUGAUAAAACGGUGAUAAGGUAAUAAGAUAAUAAAAAAAAACGAUAAUAUAACAUCGAUAAAAUAUGUGAUUAAGAUUUUUAUAAAAAGAAGACUAUACCUGCGUGCAUGUAUAUGAAGUUUUUUUGUCUCACUUUUAUAUAAGUAAAUAUAUAUUUUUACACUGUUAGGCUUUCCUUUUGCAUUCCGCAAUUUCUUUAAUUUACGAGAAAUAUUUUUUUUUUUUUAUUGAUAAACGUCCGACGGUAGUUUUUUUUUGAUAAGCAUUGUUAUCAUCGUGCAUAGAUUUCGUGAGUUCAUGUGCGUAACAUGAUAUGAUUUUUUAACGUACUUUAAUUUGUUAGAUAAUUCGAUACGUCAAAAUUAUAAGCGACAGAUAAAACGAAUUGUGCUAUCAGUUGACGCAUUUCUAUUUCUGAGAGAGAUACGUUCACGAGUUAAACACUGCAAAAUGUACGUAAAUAGGUCAUGGACUAUAAUUAAUAUUGCACUACUAAUCGGCUAUUGUUCGUUAAUUUAUAAAUCUUGCAACUACUAUUCUGUGCUAGCCAGAGACGAUUUUACAGAUUCCAAGUUUCCAAAUAGUUUUGCAGAGGUGUUAUAUCAGACGAUUUGAAUUAUUCAUUAAUUGCACGUAGUCUGACGACUAAUUUCGCUUACGCACAUGACAAAAUGCACAAUUGUACGAUACUAUUCGCAAUAUCUUGAACGUAAAUAGACGAGAAAUUGUGCGAGAGAAAGGAAAAUAGAAUAGAAAUAGAAUAUUCUGUUCCUAGUGUAAUAAGAAUUCAGGCACAGAAUAUACAUUAUUGGUUUGCAUUUUUACUGAAUUAAGAUAAUCAUACUUUAUGCGGCCUACUUAAGGUUCAAAGUUUUUGUAUUUAAAAAAAAAAUAUAUAUAUAUAUAUAUAUACAUAUACAUAUAUAUAUUCUAGAAAGAAAUAACACUGAAAUAAUAGUCACAAUUAGAACAUGUAUAAAAAUAAAAAUUUUAAGAAACUUAAAUAAUUUUAGUAUAUAAUAAGAAUACAGGCACAGAAUACACAUUCACAUUUAUUCGAAGUAUAAGUCAGAAGUAUAAAAUAAAUUCUUUCUGUUUUAA
Molecule: messenger RNA, 3309 nt
Organism: Linepithema humile (Argentine ant)
Lineage: Eukaryota; Metazoa; Arthropoda; Insecta; Hymenoptera; Formicidae
Product: retinol-binding protein pinta-like
Cellular component (GO): membrane
Molecular function (GO): phosphatidylinositol bisphosphate binding
Source: RefSeq, a predicted model, not a curated record